Molecule: messenger RNA, 2895 nt
Organism: Prosopis cineraria
Lineage: Eukaryota; Viridiplantae; Streptophyta; Magnoliopsida; Fabales; Fabaceae
Exons: 14
Coding region: 1186-2373 (395 amino acids)
Source: RefSeq, a predicted model, not a curated record
GUGUUGUAUGUUCACAUUUGCUUGCGUGGCAGUUCCUUCCAGUGUUUUCUUCAUCGUUGUUAGAAUCUCUCACAAUCUGAACUGACAAUCAGAGAAUGUGAUGGAUUGAAGCAAAUAACAUGGGAGGGAAUAAUGAUGGUGAUCAAAGCUCCAUGUUCCCAAAGUUAGAGAAGCUGGAAAUCGAGUCCUGCAAGAACUUGGAAUUUUUGUUUCCAUCUACAAUAUCAUCUGGACCAAUUAACUAUAUUGAUGGGAACUAUGAUAAUGAGGAUCAUUUACAAUAUCAGAAUCGAAAUGUUUUUUAUCUUCCUUCUUUGGAGGUCCUCUGCCUUCAAGAUGUACCAAAAUUCAUCAGCAUUUGUCCCAUGAAUUACAAACUGACGUCACCAUCUCAGCAUGCAAAUACAAUCAAGAAGUCCAAUGUAGCAGAUGACGGGCUUGCUCAAGCUCACAUUUUCCCAAGAUUAGAGAAGCUAGAAAUCGAUGGUUGCAAGGAGUUGAAGUUCUUAUUUCCAUCCUCAAUAUCUGCAGGGCUUAACAAUUUAAAGUCUUUGACUAUCAAGUAUGCUCCUAUGCUAAGACAUUUUCUUGGAGCAUACCAGCAUGAUUUGGCGGUUCAAAAUCUAUGCCUUACAGAUAUGCCAAAGUUUAUCUAUAAGACAAUAAAUCAAUACCUGGCACCUCUAUCUCUGCGAGAAGUUGUUUUGGCUGAUUGUGGAAUCAAAUCAUUCACAAUUUGAUCGUUUUCUCCGGUGAAGAUCAUCAACUGAAUGGGAAAAUUACAAAGGAAAUACAACCAUCCAGAGAUGGACUUCUUCCUCUUGAUAAUCACGUGGCUCAGAGCCUUUCGAUCCAAGCAUUGGUCAAUGUUAGGGAAAUAAAACCGUGAAAUGUUGGGAGUUAACAUCAUUGUCCACUCUAUCCAUUGCCUCAACGAUUUUGUGGGAAAAAUUGACAAUCCAAGAAUGUCAUAAACUCAAGUGCAUUGUAGAAGAUAAGCAAGGUGAUGAUGCUCACUUAUUUUGCCGCUCCAUCUUCCCAAAACUACAGCGACUAGAGAUAUCAAAAUGUGAAGAAUUUGUCAAGAUCGUUGAAGAGCAAAAUGAUGAAAGUGCUGGAGAUCAUUUGCGUCAUCAACCAUCCUUCCCAGAGUUACAAAAUCUAUCUAUUAUUGGCUGUCGUAGAAUGGAGUAUUUGUUCUCUAUCACAGUGUCUAGUAUCCUCCCAAAACUACAGAGAUUAGACAUAGAAGAAGCAUCUGCCCUCGAGCACGUACUGAUCAGAGAAGAUGAACCGAAAGAAAUGGCAAUGAAGGACGUGCUUCCUCAGCUAAUGUAUAUAAGACUCCAGAAACUUCCAAGACUAAAUAGCGUCUGCCAUGGGAUUGAUUUUCAAACAUUGGAAGAAUCUUCUCAAGUGGAUGAUUGUCCCAAUUUUUCUUUUCAUGAAACUACUGCUAAUCACCUUCAAGGAACACAGGAAAAGCUUACUUCACAUCUAAUAAAUACAAAUCCAUCAGACACGGGAAAAGCCAAAGGGACGCCACACUCGACAAGGGAAAUUGUUGAAGUGGAUGUUAUUUCCGAGAAUUCAAAAAUGCCAAGUUUAUCAUCUGAUUCAAAUGCAGGCAUAGAUCAAUUGGGUACUAAAGAUCAAGUAGGGUAUGCAGCUAUUCUAGAAGAUCCUAAUACAAAAAAGAUUGAAAAAAAUGAAUUCGAAGGUUCAGAAUUAGGAAAAACAACGCCAGCCACACCUGUUGUUACUAUUGAUGAGUUGGUUUGCAAAGAUGUGAAAAAGGAAGCAGAUACAAUGGAUCCUCAUUCAGUCUCUGGGGAAACUGAACCUGACAUGAAAUCAAAUGAAUCAAGAAAUAUUGUUGAAAAAAAAGCGGAAGAAGGUGCUUCAUUAGAGAACUUGAAGCCGAACUCAUUAAAUUCUAAAGAGGCACCUAUUCCUACUGGAGGUAGCACAAUGAGUACGACAUUAAAAUUUUUUGAAGAAGAACUAGAGGAAGAGGGAGGUGGCUUAAGAACAAGUAGAAGACACGUGAAUUCUUCAAUGGGAAAAGAGCAUGAGACUUCAAUUCAUGGUGACCCUUGUAUGCCUCCUGCACCAAUUGUUUCAAAUGAUCAAACUUCUAUGUCACUCUUGCCAUUGAGUCCUGUAUCAUCAAUAGCUCCAACAAGUCUCCAACGAACCCCUUCAUCAACUCCCUCAAAGUCUACUCUUGGGAUCCAAGACAGUGUUGAAACCAGUAACCAACUUCCGCAUGAAGCUAUGGACACUACUAUUCAAGUUUCUAGUGAACUUGUCGAACAUGAAGAGCCAGCCACGUUGCCUUCCUUUCGUAAGAGCAAUAAUGCUCAAGACUAACCCAAAUUUACAUCUUCCUAAUGAUCGAAGCACUCAAAUGUUGUGCGUCUCCUAGAGUGUUGUUGAAUAUCUUAAACAUUUUGGCAACUAAGACUCCCUUCACGAUAACUGAGGAUGACAAAAAAUCAUUGUUUGAAAAUUUAAAUGAUGCUUCCAUUCUCGGUUUUGACAAGGAUUGGCUUGAGUCAAUCAAGACCAAGGUUUUCGAUUGUUAUGCAUCUGAAGUUCAUCACAUCCAAGAAGUUCUAAAGAGCUUGGGAAAUAAGCUUGAGACCAAAGCGACAGAACUUGCAAUUGUUUGUGAUCAAGAAGGCUGCAAGGAAAGUAAAGGUGGCUCAGAAAGAGUUUGAGAUCAAUGUUCUGAAACAAUUGCCGCCAGGUUUAUGUAUUUUUAGCUUUUGAUACGUAUGGAUAUCACGUACACGUCGUAAUUUCUUCAAUUGUAUGCGCAUUAUUGUCUAUUUUGUUUUGAGAAUAAUAUUGUUAUAGACUCUAUAACCUAUGAAGGAAUUGUUGAACCUA